AUGACACCUGGAGAAGAUCCGACAAAGAACCUCGUUCACAUCUCUGGAAGCGGCGGAGCUCCGAGGACGAUUAAUACAGAAUCCAGAGAAAACUACACGCAACUAACACUUGAUGGGCGCAUCAAAGAGAGCCACACAAGAUACGGUUGCAACAAGAAGAAACACAUUCCUGCACGAGGAGCUGUUCCUGGUCGUGUCCCAGCUCAACCUCUUGUUCACGCUACACAGCCAACAAUCGAACCUACUCCAAUGUAUCAGACGCAGUUUUGCGGCGUUGGCGAGUCCAAGACUUUAUCAAAAAUUUACUGA
Molecule: messenger RNA, 309 nt
Organism: Oikopleura dioica
Lineage: Eukaryota; Metazoa; Chordata; Appendicularia; Copelata; Oikopleuridae
Source: the annotation of a GenBank genome assembly